Physcomitrium patens is the source of this 2147-nucleotide messenger RNA. Its product is annotated as putative 26S proteasome non-ATPase regulatory subunit 3. Gene Ontology annotation, molecular function: enzyme regulator activity. The record is from RefSeq and is a predicted model, not a curated record. Lineage: Eukaryota; Viridiplantae; Streptophyta; Bryopsida; Funariales; Funariaceae. Gene Ontology annotation, biological process: regulation of protein catabolic process; ubiquitin-dependent protein catabolic process. Gene Ontology annotation, cellular component: proteasome regulatory particle, lid subcomplex; proteasome complex.
UUACCUGGUUUCACAUUCUCUCCUUUAGAGCUGAGGCUAUUAUCACAGUGGUCGGAGUAACUACUGGGUCUACGUGGGAAAUGACGAACCGGUUCUUGGCAAGGCGUGGGUCUGUAUUCUUCCUUCACACUUUCAUAUUGCUCCAUGUUAUUCAAUUCCUCUUCAUUUGAGCUAUCAAGGCUACUUCCAGCAGCACCAGUACUGUGUUGAGAGCGUUUGAAAUCGGCAACAAUUUGGCACUGUGUUGAGUGAGUUGGGGAGUUGCAACCAUGGGCCAGGAUGUCGAGAAGAGGCCCGUGGAAGUUGUGCCGCCUUCGGUUCUGUCACAGUUGAAGGGAGUAAUCGCUUCUAUAGAGAAGGGAGUUUUGAAUAAGGAGAUGCGGUUGAUGGCUCGAGCCAAUCGCCAGAUGUUUGCUGUCCGUCGACAGUUGAAAACAUCCACUGUGAGCGCAAUCAUGAAGCACGCUCUUCCUGCUGGUUCCGACGCCUUGGCUCGCCUGUCGCCUUUCGUUGCUGCGCUUGAAAAGAGUGAGAAGGACAUGGACGUGGAUAGCCCUGCAAUCACUGGACAGUCCCAUGGUUCCCAGAAGCAAUCGGUGUUGCCUGAAGUAGAAAUAUUUUGCUACUUAUUGGUUACUAUCUUCUUAAUUGAUCAGAAGAAGCUGAAAGAGGCAAAGGCUUGCUCAACAGCAGCUGUCAAAAGACUUCAACAAUUAAAUCGUCGAACUCUAGAUUUUUUGGCUGCACGAGUUUUUUACUAUUACUCUUACAGCCACGAGAUUACAGACUCUCUUGCUGACAUCCGUGGGACUUUACUUGCUUUGCACCAGACGGCCACACUUCGACAUGAUGAGCUGGGGCAGGAAACAUUAUUGAACUUGCUGCUACGUAAUUACUUGCACUAUAACCUUUAUGACCAUGCAGAGAAGCUUCGGUCAAAAACUCAACGAUCCGAUUCUCACUCGAACCAACAGCUUUGUCGGUACCUGUUCUAUUUGGGAAAGAUUCGAACAAUUCAAUUAGAAUAUACUGAUGCCAAGGAGUGCUUGCUGCAAGCAGGACGAAAGGCCCCAGCUAGUGCUAGAGGUUUCAGGAUUCAGUGUACAAAGUGGGCGGUUAUUGUGCGCCUGCUCUUGGGUGAGAUCCCUGAACGCACCACGUUCAUGCAACCUGGGAUGCGCAAGGCUCUCCGACCUUACUUCGAGCUUACCAAUGCGGUGCGUAUUGGAGAUUUGGAGCUGUUCCGCCAUGUUGCAGAGAAGUCUUCAAGUGUUUUUACUGCUGACAAGUGCCACAAUCUGAUUGUGCGCCUGCGACACAACGUCAUUCGAACAGGUCUUCGAAAUAUCAGUAUUGCUUACUCGCGAAUCUCGUUAACUGACGUAGCUAAAAAAUUGCACUUAGAUUCUGCUACACCUGUGGAUGAUGCCGAGAGCAUUGUCACAAAGGCUAUUCGAGAUGGAGGAAUUGAUGCGUCUGUGGACCAUUCUAAUGGCUGGAUGCAAUCCAAAGAAACUGGUGACGUCUAUUCAACUCAGGAACCUCAGCAAGCAUUUCACUCUCGAAUUGCGUUCUGUCUUAACAUACACAAUGAAGCAGUGCAAGCUUUGCGAUUCCCACCUGAUGCUCACAAGAAGGAACUGGAAAGUGCUGAAAAGCGCCGUGAGCGUCAGCAGCAAGAGCAGGAGCUUGCGAAGCACAUUGCAGAGGAGGACGAUGAUGAGUUUUAGAUAGCAUACUAGGUUUUUCAUGAUAGAUCAUAUGUUCUCCAGCUUCUUCAAGCUCCUCGAAAUCUAUUUUUUUGUCUUUUCGUGGAAAUUCUUCUUGUAAAGCCUCCAAUCGAGAUUGGAUAACGAGCUCUUGCAAUGGCUCCCAGAUGUAGGGAUAUCAUGUCCCCACUCUUAACAUGAGCUAUGUACAGGAAUUCAAAAGGUCGUUCACAGAUGUUGAUACGCCUAUGUAGAAAGUAGGAAAUUUUCCUCACAUUUUGAAGUUGUGGAACUGACUGUCAGUGUUAGUAAUAUGUCCUGAUUGUUAUCUGAGACUGAGUAAUCCCACUUUCAGAUCAUGAUGUCAGCUGGAGGAUUUAUUGAAAUCCGUAAGACUGAAAUGUUGAACUGAAACCUGUGGAUCGUUCUUGGCGGUUU